This is a messenger RNA of Aureobasidium melanogenum CBS 110374, 918 nucleotides long. RefSeq lists its product as uncharacterized. The transcript has a single exon. The record is from RefSeq and is a predicted model, not a curated record. Lineage: Eukaryota; Fungi; Ascomycota; Dothideomycetes; Dothideales; Saccotheciaceae. Bases 1 to 918 code for a protein of 305 amino acids.
AUGAAGCCAGUCUCUAUUCUACUGUCUCUUGCCACUGCAGUCGAUGCAUACUACGUUUGCCCUGCGACCUUGACUGCCGCAGAUGCAGCUUCCAUCACCUAUGGAUACAAGGUCCAAUCUCUGCUUGACAGUUACUACAGUAGCAUCCCAGUCAAUGCUUCUUACUUUUCCGACCUGCCCAUGGCCUCAACCCAAGACUCCAAUGGCAUGACCAAGGCCGAAAAUACUGUCACCAAUGUUCGUGGUCUUGCUAAGCAAGCAAGCCUUGGAAAACAGGCUAUCUCUGAGCUUGCUCAGAAGGCCAGCGUGAACUUAGACGACGAUUGUCAAUACCGAUACCCUUUGGCUCCAAAUGGUACCGUCUACCUCAAGAAUGCCUUUUACUUUGAGGCAACCAUGUGCGGAGCCUUCAUCGGUCUGGCCGACUAUGUUGAGAGUCCCGAAUCUGCAUUCCUUGCCGCUCGUCUUUCCGCCGAGCACGGUAUCCACGCUUCCGCUCUGAGAGCAAUGAUGCAGCCAGUAGGAUUCAUGCCCAACAGCACAUACUUAACUCCGGCUUUCACCCCCGAUAUGAUUAUGCAAGAGGGCAUGUCGGUCGGCCAGCUCGGUACCUGGCUCAACGGCUGCGCCAAAAGUCCAGCUGCUCCAUGCGGCGGUCACGUUGUCAUUGGCGACCUGCUAGCUACUUUGGCUGGACAGAAUGCAAGCAUGACUUCGGCUGGCGCCUGCCCUACAGCCACUGGUGGAUACAGUAUGGGUAGCAACGGAACUCACUCGUAUGCCAAUGGAACUGGAACCUCCUCUGCCAGCCAGAACGCUUCGAUGACUCCUCAGGCAUAUACUGGUGCAGCUGCGACCACUAAUGCCUGGGCAUCAGCAAGUCUUAUGGCUUUAGCCUUUGCUGUACUGCUUUUGUAG